AUGUCCGACAAGCCCUCCGACUUUCUCAAGAAGAUCCACCGCCAGAAGGUGGUUGUCAAACUCAACUCCGGCAUCACAUUCACAGGCCGAUUGGCAGCGUUGGAUGCGUUCAUGAACGUCGCGCUGGAAGAUACAGAGGAAUAUGUGAACGGCAAGCAAACGGCAAAGUACGGAGACGCCUUCGUUCGCGGCAACAACGUGCUGUACAUCAGCCCGGCGGAAGAAGAGGAAUGA
Molecule: messenger RNA, 234 nt
Organism: Salpingoeca rosetta
Lineage: Eukaryota; Choanoflagellata; Craspedida; Salpingoecidae
Product: LSM domain-containing protein
Exons: 4
Coding region: 1-234 (77 amino acids)
Biological process (GO): mRNA splicing, via spliceosome
Molecular function (GO): RNA binding
Source: RefSeq, a predicted model, not a curated record